AUGGAAAUUCAACAUCCUAGCCAUAAUCAUCCUCUGGUUUUCAAGGAAGAACGGAGCCAUGAAAGUGAUGAGAAGGCUUAUUGCCAUGGGUGUGGGGAGGAGGUGUCGGGUCCAACGUAUAGCUGCGUGGCAUGCGGGUUUCACCUUGACAAGAACUGCGCUGAGGCACCUUUGGAGAUGAAUCACCCCUUUCACCGCAACCACAGCCUUAACCUUGGAAUCUCAGCAAUUGGUAAAUAUUUGUGUAAUUGCCAUUUCUGCUACAAAAUGUGCGACAACAUUGUUUAUUCGUGUGGUUCUUGUAAAUUAAAGCUUCACAUCAGGUGUGCUCUGUUUCUACAUAGCAUUGCUGAAAAAAAGUUUGGAGAGCUUCCACACAUUGCCCAUAAAGACCCUUUGAUCUCUACUGAAAAUCAUUCUAUCAAACUCAAAUACGCCCACUGCUUUGUAUGUUGGACACCAUUAUUAGAUUCUCCAUGCUUUUCUCUUGAUUGUGGAUUUUGCCUACAUAAGAAAUGUGUUGAGCUACCCUUUGAAAUCAAUCACCUUUACCACCGUCAACAUUCUCUUUUUUUACAAUUUAAUACCGAUUGUCUUCCUUGCAAGAUAUGCCAAGGAACCCAAGUCAAGGGAUUUGUUUACUGUUGUUCAAUGUGCAAGGUUGCCCUUCACGUUGAUUGUGUGUCACCAUCACCUUUUAUUGAAGAUAGUAAUCAUGAACACUCGUUCACUAGGUGUUUAAGGCGAUUUUCAUUCAUUUGUGGUGCAUGUGGCACGUCUGGAAAUUAUGCUCCUUAUAUUUGCUCAACAUGUGGCGUUACAGUCCACAAGGAUUGCAUUUCAUUAUCGCGCAUCAUAAAAAACACGUGGCAUCACCAUCCUAUUUUUCACAACUAUUUUGUAGUAAAAAAUGAGUGUGGAAUAUUAGAAUGUGGAAUUUGUCAUGAGGAGGUGAACAAAGAGUAUGGGAAUUACUAUUGUUCUGCGUGUAAGUUUAUUGUCCAUGUGAAUUGUGCUCUAAAGGAUUCUGAGUUUUAUUAUGAAAUUGAGUCAAAAGAUGAUUAUCAGAAGCUUAAUGAAAAUUCAACGCUGGUGGAUCCAUCCUUUCUUGUCAUUAAAGAGAUCAAACUUGGAGAAAAUGUGAUAACUACAGAGAUACAACAUUUUAGCCAUGAACACAAUUUAGUGUUAUAUGAUGAAGUAAAGGGUGAUAAAUGUUGUGACUGUUGCAGUCUACUCAUUGAGACAUCUUUUUAUAAUUGUUCAGAAUGUGAUUUCUCUCUCCACAAAUCAUGUGCUGUGUUACCCAAGAAGAAGGAAUAUUGGAUUUGUCCUUUGGCCUUUAACCUUAUUCCAAAUCACUUUUUCAAAUGUAACCUUUGUGGUUCCCUGCAUACUGGUUUUGCCUACAACUUGAAUAGAAUUUGGUUGUGCGUUCAGUGUGCUGAACUUUCUUCGAGCUACACAAGUCAAGCACACAAGGAGCACCUCCUUCUCUUUUACAACAUGUAUAAUGGGCAGUGCAAUGCUUGUGGUAGCAGUAUUGAUAAUGGGGAAGCAUACAGAUGUAAGAGUUGCAAUUUUAAUUUGCAUGUUCUAUGUACUCUGCUACCACAAACAGCUCGGCACAAAUGUGAUGAACAUUGUCUCACACUCACAUACCAUGAAGUUAAUGAUUAUUCAGAAUAUCAUUCUUGUGACAUUUGUGAAGAAAGAAGAAACCCCAACAUUUGGUUUUAUCAUUGUGCACUUUGUGACAAGUCAGCUCAUCCCAAAUGUGUUCUUGGAGAUUACCCGUUUAUCAAGCUCGGGAGGAGGAUCUCUGCAAAGACUGAUGAUCCACACUUACUCAUUCUCGUGCAAAAGGUUUAUCUUUACCCUGAAUGUUCUAAAUGUGGUCAGCUCUGCUUCGAUCUGGCUCUUGAGUGUGCAGACACAAGAUGCAGCUUUGUUAUCCAUUGGAGAUGUAGCCGCCUCAAAGACUUCAUUGAAGAUGAUAAUAUUGUUGAGCCGAUAGCCAUCAAAGGUUACUGA
This is a messenger RNA of Theobroma cacao (cacao), 2034 nucleotides long. Lineage: Eukaryota; Viridiplantae; Streptophyta; Magnoliopsida; Malvales; Malvaceae. The record is from RefSeq and is a predicted model, not a curated record.